This is a messenger RNA of Trichosurus vulpecula (common brushtail), 450 nucleotides long. Its product is annotated as 39S ribosomal protein L20, mitochondrial-like. Gene Ontology annotation, molecular function: structural constituent of ribosome; rRNA binding. Lineage: Eukaryota; Metazoa; Chordata; Mammalia; Diprotodontia; Phalangeridae. Gene Ontology annotation, biological process: ribosomal large subunit assembly; translation. Gene Ontology annotation, cellular component: ribosome. The transcript has a single exon. The record is from RefSeq and is a predicted model, not a curated record. The coding region runs from base 1 to 450 and encodes 149 amino acids.
AUGGUGCUGCUCACGGCGCUGCUGAGGGUGCGCGCCCGCCUCACCGACCGCUACUGGCCGGUCCAGGACGUGCUGAAGUACGCCCGGCACUUUCGGGGAAGGAAGAAUCGGUGUUACAGUUUGGCUGUCAGGGCUGUGCAUAGAGCCUUUGUGAAAUGUACCAAUGCCAGGAGACUGAAGAAGAGGAACAUGAGAACGCUUUGGAUUAAUCGAAUUACAGCUGCUUCCCAAGAACAUGGCCUGAAGUAUCCAUCAUUUAUUAGCAAUUUGAUCAAGUGUCAGGUGGAGCUCAACAAGAAAGUCCUUGCUGACCUGGCUAUUUAUGAACCCAAGACUUUUAAGUAUUUGGCUGCUUUGGCCAAGAGGAGGAGAGAAGAAGGCCUCGUAGCCGCUCUGGGGGACGAGAAGGAGCCAGCGGGGAUCUUUUCCAGGGUGGUGCAUUAUCAAUGA